UUUAGUUUCAUAUUAGAAGGUCUCUAGGAUCCUGCAUCUUGUCCCAGGCUUUGGGAAACCAGACGCCAGGAGGCUCAGUCAUUAGCAGGUGAGAGGAGCUAAAGCCUUUGGCAUUGGUAGCUGUUUCUGAGGCAGCAGGAGGUCCCAGCAGAGCCAGCAAGCACGGGGGUGUUUGGGCGGAGUAGGAUCUGUGCCUUCUGGGCUGGCAGAGCAACCUGGGCAACUCCUGCUGCUUCUCUGGCGAACGAGUGAGCCGGCAGGAGUGAGGCUGGUGCAGGGCAGUGCCCAGCCCCCAGGAGAAGGCCCCACCAGGCUGCGGCACCGUGAAGCCCAGCUAGAGUGAAGCCAGAGGCUGGGCUGUGGAGGUGCCGUGUGCAUUGGGGGAGCCGCCCUGCCCGUGGCCGGGGAUGGAGGCCAAUGGCAGCCUGGCCAGCGAGAUGGGCUCGUGCUUCCGCAGCACCAACCUCAGCACCAACCUCAGCGAGAACGGCAGGAAGCUGAUUGUCUCGCGCUGGUUCUCCACUGCCUUCGGCAGCAUCGGCCUUGCCUCCAACCUCUUUGCCCUCUGUGUGCUGGUCAGCUCCUCCCGGAAGAUGCACAGCCGCGCCCGCUCCUCCUUCCUCAUCUUCCUCUGCGGCCUGGUGGUGACGGACUUCCUUGGCCUGCUGGUGACUGGGACCAUCAUCAUCUCCUACCACUUCACCAAGUUCAACUGGAUGGUGGUCGACCCUGCUUGCUACCUCUGCAACUUCCUGGGCCUCUCCAUGGUCUUCUUCGGCCAGUGCCCGCUGCUGCUGGGAGCCACCAUGGCCGGGGAGCGCUUCUUUGGCAUCAACCGCCCCUUCUCCCGCUCCACCAGCAUGUCCAAGCGCCGAGCCUGGUUCAUGGUAGGCAUGGUCUGGGCCUUCUCCUUCUCCCUGGGACUCCUGCCCAUCCUGGGCCUGGGGGACUACACCCUGCAGUAUCCCAACUCCUGGUGCUUCAUCACUCUGCUUCAUGAUGCCAAGAACGUCACCUUCUGCCUGAUCUUCGCCCUGCUGGGCAUCCUGGCCGUAGGCCUCUCCUUCCUCUUCAACACGGUCAGCGUGGUGACGCUCUGCCGGGUCUACCAUGACCGCGAGUCAGUGCAGAGGCGGCGGGACAGCGAGGUGGAGAUGAUGGUGCAGCUGGUGGGCAUUAUGAUCAUUGCCACCGUCUGCUGGUUACCCCUGCUGAUAUUUAUCAUCCAGACGGUCCUGCAGGAGCCCGCCCCCGGCUUGCUGCCCCGACACAUCCCGCGGCAGACCGAGGAGAUGCUGCUGAUCUACCUGCGCAUGGUCACCUGGAACCAGAUCCUGGACCCCUGGGUCUACAUCCUCUUCCGCAGGGCUGUGCUGAAGCGCAUCUACCCCCGCCUCAAGACACGGCCCUCCAUCGUCUCCCUCUACCCCAUGCUCAACGCCUCCCUGCGCCGCAAGCUCACUCAGGAGUCUGUGCUGCAGUAG
Caretta caretta (loggerhead turtle) is the source of this 1484-nucleotide messenger RNA. RefSeq names its product thromboxane A2 receptor (gene TBXA2R). Gene Ontology annotation, molecular function: thromboxane receptor activity. Gene Ontology annotation, biological process: adenylate cyclase-activating G protein-coupled receptor signaling pathway; inflammatory response; positive regulation of cytosolic calcium ion concentration. The record is from RefSeq and is a predicted model, not a curated record. NCBI's taxonomy places the organism in Eukaryota, Metazoa, Chordata, Testudines, Cheloniidae. Gene Ontology annotation, cellular component: plasma membrane.